ACCAAACUCUGUCGCAGUUCUCUCGUUCCUGUCGUCUCUCUCUGUCUCUCUCUCUAACCCCUCGUCCGCAAACCGAAGCCAAACCCUCGAGAGAGAGAGAGAGAGAGAAGAGGGAUUACAGAGUGCUGCUCCGACUCGCAAUCCGCCUCCCCCAGCCCUCCGGUACUUUGGAGGAAUAACUGCCAAUUCAUGGAGCAGGAGUUGGUGGAGCUGUUUGAGGCAGCCAAGAAGGCCGCGGACGCGGCCACCGCGGAUGGAGUGAGCUCCAGCUCGCCGGCAGUGUCCCGGUGCGUGGACGCUCUCAAGCAGCUCAAGAAAUUCCCCGUUUCCUAUGACGCUCUGGUUGCUACUCAGGUUGGGAAACGACUUCGCCACCUGACAAAACAUCCCAGUGGGACCAUCAAAAGUAUGGCCUCUGACGUGCUUGAGAUUUGGAAGAAAAUAAUAAUCGAUGAAACUACUAAAAAUAAGAAGAAUGGCAGCAUUGAUGGCAAAUUGGCAACAAAAACAGAGAAGACUGAUAAUGUCAAGGUUGAAAAGGGCCCAAGUUUAGCGAAGACUGAGAAGGUUCCAAAGGAUGAAACUGUGGUUGUCGAGAAAGUUUAUAAAAGCGACAAGGCAAAAGCGAGUGUAUCGAGUUCUGAAACUGUCAAAGUUGAGAGGAUAUCUAAGGAGGAGAAACCACCUACAAGUGCGAGGAAGCCAUCACAGGCACCUAAUGCUCUUCCUCCAAGGCUGACAACCUUGGUCAAAUGUAAUGAUUCUCUGCGUGACAAAAUUCGAGAGCUCCUUGCCGAGGCAUUUUCCAAAGUUGCCAGCGAGGCAGAUGAGGACAUGCUGGAUGAAGUGAACGCAUGCGACCCGUUUCGAGUUGCUGUUAUGGUGGAAUCAGUUAUGUUUGAAAAGAUGGGUCGGUCCAAUGGAACUCAGAAGUUCAAGUACAGGUCCGUCAUGUUCAACAUUAAGGACCCAAACAACCCCGACCUGAGGAGGAAAGUCCUCUUAGGGCAGGUGAAACCCGAGAGGCUCAUCUCCAUGACUCCAGAGGAGAUGGCUAGCGACCAGAGACAGCGGGAAGUCAGUCAGAUUAAAGAGAAGGCCUUAUUUGACUGCGAGCGUGGGGGCCCACCGAAGGCAACGACCGAUCAGUUCAAGUGUGGCCGAUGUGGGCAGAGGAAGACGACGUACUAUCAGCUGCAAACGAGGAGUGCUGAUGAACCUAUGACAACGUUUGUCACAUGUGUAAACUGCAACAAUCACUGGAAAUUCUGCUAAUUUUCCGUAGAAGUGAGCCAUUUUAGAGAGGCGAACAGUGAUACUGCUGAUCAUUUGUGGGGAUUUCCUUUGAUAAGAAAGAAAGUUAUGUUAUUAGGCUCUGUUCUCUGGAAAUUUAAAGACAAUUCUUUUCCAAUCUCUUUUAAGACUGUAACAUAAGCAUGUCCAUCUGUAUUAGCUUUGCAGUAUUUCCCGAUUUCUUAUAAGUUGUCCGAUUAGUUGCAAUUUUCUUGUUGACUUUGUUGAUCGAGCAAUCAAAUUAGUUCCUUUGGUAA
Messenger RNA from Punica granatum (pomegranate), 1550 nucleotides. The record is from RefSeq and is a predicted model, not a curated record. NCBI's taxonomy places the organism in Eukaryota, Viridiplantae, Streptophyta, Magnoliopsida, Myrtales, Lythraceae.